This is a messenger RNA of Salvelinus namaycush (lake trout), 3851 nucleotides long. RefSeq names its product laminin, gamma 3 (gene lamc3). The record is from RefSeq and is a predicted model, not a curated record. NCBI's taxonomy places the organism in Eukaryota, Metazoa, Chordata, Actinopteri, Salmoniformes, Salmonidae. Gene Ontology annotation, molecular function: extracellular matrix structural constituent. The transcript is spliced from 21 exons. Gene Ontology annotation, cellular component: basement membrane. The coding region runs from base 129 to 3851 and encodes 1240 amino acids. Gene Ontology annotation, biological process: axon guidance.
GAAAACAGAAGAACAUAGACCUCUCUGAGACAUCUGCGGCAUUACUCUACCAGUGUGUUUAGGAGUGUGUGAGUGUUACAUUUUAACUGACCUUGUGUGUGUGUCUCUGUAUGUGACUUUCCCUGGUCAUGGAUAUACCACUGACCACCCCACUCCUCCUCGCCCUCCUUCUCUGCUCCCUCUCCUUCGUUCACGGGGCCAUGGACUCCUGCUACGAUGACGACGAGGGCGUCCCUAGCCGUUGCAUGCCCAAGUUCGAGAACGCAGCCUUUAACCGCACGAUCAUGGCUUCCAAUGUGUGCGGUUCACCGCCAGAGGAUUACUGCAUGCAGACGAGCUCGACGCGCUCCUGCCACCACUGUAGUGUGUCGGACAUGGGCCUCAGCCACAACGCCAGCCUGCUGACGGACUUACACACGGAUGAGGAACCCACCUGGUGGCAGAGCCAGUCCAUGUUCUACAGAGUCCAGCACCCUAACUCUGUUAAUCUCACCCUGCGCCUCGGUAAGGCCUUUGAGAUCACCUACGUGCGGCUCAAGUUCUACACCAGCCGACCGGAGAGCUUUGCCAUCUACAAGAGGACAAAUCAGGAUGGACCAUGGAUGCCCUACCAGUACUACAGCGCCUCCUGUAGCAAGACCUACGGGAAGAACGCCAAGGGAUAUAUCCGCCCGGGGGACGACGAGAGGAUGGCAUUGUGCACCGACGAGUUCAGUGACAUCUCCCCUUUGACUGGGGGCAACGUGGCCUUCUCUACUUUGGAGGGACGACCCAGCGCAUAUAACUUUGACCAGAGCGCCGUGCUGCAGGAGUGGGUGACAGCCACUGACCUGCUGAUCUCUCUGGACAGGCUCAACACUUUCGGAGACGAGUUCUUCAAGGACGCCAAGGUGCUGCGAUCCUACUUCUACGCCAUCUCUGAUUUCUCUGUGGGAGCCAGGUGUAAGUGUAAUGGCCAUGGCAGUGAGUGUGUGUUGGACGAGCAGGGGGCUCUGGUGUGUGACUGCCAGCAUCACACUGCCGGGGUGGACUGCCAGAAGUGCCGCCCGUUCUACCAGGACAGGCCAUGGGCCAGGGCCACCGGAGACUCUGCCAACCAGUGUAUGAAGUGUAACUGCAGUGGGCGAGCGGAUGCAUGUGUGUUCGAUGCGGAGCAGUACCGUAGCACAGGGAGUGGGGGGCGCUGUGUGGACUGUAGGGAGCACACUGACGGACCGCACUGUGAACGCUGCAAAGAGAACCACUACCGACGGUCACCACAGGACCUCUGCCGCCCCUGCGACUGUAACACCAUAGGUUCUGUGAGUCUGCAGUGUGGUGCAGAGGGGAUGUGUACGUGCAGACCCAGUGUGACGGGGGAGAAGUGUGACACCUGUCAACCCGGCUUCCACUCGCUCAGCCCUGGUGGCUGCAGGUCGUGUGACUGUGAAACCAGGGGCAGUGUUGGCAUCUGCUCUACGCUGGACGGAGGUUGUCACUGCAAGGAUAACGUGGAGGGACAGGCGUGUGACAGGUGCAAGCCAGGCUCCUUCAACCUGCAGGAGAACAACCCAGCUGGCUGCACGUCAUGUUUCUGCUUCGGACACUCAUUGGCCUGCAGAUCCUCCAAUCACCAUGAGGCUGUCAACAUCACCUCUGACUUCCUUGAAGACCCAGACCGCUGGUCUGGACAGUUCUCUGGGGGACAGGAGUACCCUCUGCUGUGGAAGGAAGGUGAGGUCUACCUGCUACCACUCAGUGAGGAUGACCUGGGCUUCUACAGAGCUCCAGAGAAGUUCUUGGGGAACCAUCUCCUGAGCUAUGGCCAGCUCCUCUCCCUGACCUUCACGGCCGAGGCCCAGUGCCUCCUCCCUCACAGUGUCACUGUGCUUCUGGAAGGAUCUGGAAUCACCCUGUCAGCUGACCUUUCACCCCAACCUGAACUUGUCCACCAGCCAGGCCUCGCUCCCCAGCACACCUUCACUCUCAGACUUCACAAGGAGGAGACAAGACUGAGGCCUUUUCUGUCUGCCUUCCAGUUCCAAAGUCUUCUCUUCAACAUCACUGCAUUCAGGAUCAGCAACGCAGGAGGACACAACUACACGUCCCAACUCUCAGGGGUAACCCUGGCCUCCGCUGCUCACUCCUCCAGCCCUGUUACCUCCUCUACCCCCCCUGCUCCCUGGGUUGAGGUGUGUACGUGCCCCCCGGGGUUUGGGGGUCAGUUCUGUGAGCUGUGUGCCCCAGGCUACACCAGAGAGGUCCCUAACAGAGGACCCCUGUCACCCUGUGUGCCCUGCACCUGCCACCAGCACGGACCCUGCCACCAUGAGACAGGUGUGUGUGAGUGUGCCGAUUUCACCACAGGACCAACCUGCGAGCGCUGCCUGGAUGGUUACUAUGGCAACGCGUUGAUUGGCACGACCAACGACUGUCAAACUUGCCCCUGCCCGGACCGCACCAGCUGUGCUCAAAUUAUGGAGAUUGGGGACGUGGUCUGUACCAACUGCCCUUCGGGACAGAGGGGAACCAGGUGUGAGUUGUGUGAGGACGGUUUCCACGGCGACCCCCUGGGCCGUUCUGGGCUGGUUCGGCAGUGCGAGCGGUGUGACUGUAACGGUAACGUGGACCCCAACGCACUGGGUGUGUGUGAUCACAUGACGGGCCGCUGCUUCAAGUGUCUGGGACACACCGAGGGAGACCACUGUCAACGUUGUCGACGCAGUUACUAUGGAGAUGCCAUGGACCGGACGAUGGCCGGGAAGUGCAAACCCUGCGACUGCAGUCCUGCAGGGACUUCUGGGUUGUUGGAGGACUGUGACCCCCAGACCGGAAGUUGUCAGUGCCUUAGUCAUGUGACCGGGGGAGACUGUGGCCAGUGUUCAGUCGGCUUCUUCAACCUGCAGCCUGGAGUAGGCUGUGAGAGGUGCAACUGUAACCCCAUUGGCUCGUCUUCCGCGGGGUGCCACCCAAUCACAGGGCAGUGUGUGUGUCGGCCGGGACUGGAGGGGCGGCUGUGCAGCACCUGUCGUAUGGGCUUCUUUGGUUUCUCCUCACGAGGCUGCAGAGCCUGUAACUGCGACCCUAUGGGCUCCAGCUCCAUGCAGUGCCACACAAACGGCACCUGUCCCUGCCGCCAGGGCUUCGUGGGGUACAAGUGUGACCAGUGUGAGCUCAACUACUUCCACAACAGAGCCACGCACCAGUGUGAAGAGUGCCCCAUCUGCUAUGGGCUAGUCAAGGAGCAGGCAGGGAAGCUGAAGGCACGGCUGCAGGAUUUGGAGAAGCUCCUGGCACGCUUCGACUGCCGGAGUGGCUACGGACGCCAGCAUCACGUGCGCGAGUAUCACGUGCGCCAGCAUCACGAGCGUGGCCAUCAGGGGGAGGACAGCCUGCCCAAUGCGCUGGAGGACUUCCUGGCUAUCCAAGAGGCAAAAGAAGCCUUUGUCAAACAGUUUGCUCUCCUGGAGAUGUCGACACACACUCUCUCAGCCCAGCUGCACACUGUUACCACAGCUAUGAACUGUAGCGCCAGCAUGGAGGAAGAGCAGGAGGAAGGGUGGAGAACAUUGUGCAGGACCCUUGCUGACUCUGAGUCAGUGGUUAUAAGUGCACGGACCCAGCUGAUGCAGGCAACUCUGGACCUGGACAACAUGGUCAUUCCUUUCAAGGUGACACCUGAGCCCAACCGCUGGAACUCAGCAGUGAACGAUUCAGAGAUACUUAUGAAAAGUCACACAGAGAUGGCUGGUCAUAUAGAGGCUAUAGCGACCAAGGCUUUCAUGGCCUCCAACCAGACCUACUCUCUCCUGAUGGACCUACUGGAGGACAAGUCUAUUGAGGAAUACAUCAGCAACCUCACGGAGCAGUGA